This is a messenger RNA of Drosophila subobscura, 860 nucleotides long. RefSeq names its product DPH4 homolog (gene Dph4). The record is from RefSeq and is a predicted model, not a curated record. Gene Ontology annotation, biological process: positive regulation of ATP-dependent activity. Gene Ontology annotation, molecular function: ATPase activator activity; ferrous iron binding. The coding region runs from base 272 to 835 and encodes 187 amino acids. Lineage: Eukaryota; Metazoa; Arthropoda; Insecta; Diptera; Drosophilidae. The transcript is spliced from 2 exons.
CAUGACUUCCCACAAUUCGUUUCCAUGUUCCGAAAACACCGCUCGUAAAUCGUAAAAUGCAAAAUGCAAUAGCUUUGGCUUGCACGUGACGCUAAAACUAAUAUAUGUAAACGGUAUACCUGUGCAACGCGUAAAGUGUUUAAUUGAAAAUCUCCCCUUAACUCGACAAAUAUCACAAUCCUGCGAGACACAAUAAAAACAUCCACGGAUACAACAGCGGCAGCGACAGCUACGGCAGGAAAAGUCGACACCGUAUAAGGGGAAAAAGAAGAUGCCCGACUUCUAUGAGCUUCUCCAAGUGACAGAGACGGCCAGUUUUGAAGAGAUCAAAGGCAGCUACAAACAAUUGAUACUACAAUGUCAUCCCGACAAACUACAGCAGCAUGAUGUGACUGACCCAAAUCGGGAAUUCUUGGGUGAGGAGGAGCGGAGAGAUCAGAACCUGAGCGAUUUCAAUGCCAUAAAUGAGGCCUGGAAUACGCUUAAAGAUCCCAUCAAGCGUAAACACUACGAUGCCGAAUUGCUGCAGUCCAAAUUUCAAGCGCACAGCAACAUUUAUGCCCACAUAACGACUAGCGACAUGGAAAGCAUCCAACUCGAAGUCACGGAAGAUGGGGGCGAGGCAGACGGUGACGCAGACGCAGACAAAGAGACGGCAACAGUAUGGACCUAUGCGUACGAAUGUCGCUGCGGCGGACAAUAUCUGCUCGACGAAGCCAGAGCCCUCGAUGAGUCAACCGAACAAAGCGGGCUGGUCACAAGUGACGCGAUUGUGGAGUGCAGCGAGUGUUCUUUGGUGAUUGUUGUGAAACCAUCUCCGACGAUGUCUGAAUAAACGAAUAACGAUGGAUAAACGAUAA